Xiphias gladius (swordfish) is the source of this 3581-nucleotide messenger RNA. RefSeq names its product WAS/WASL interacting protein family, member 1b (gene wipf1b). The record is from RefSeq and is a predicted model, not a curated record. Gene Ontology annotation, molecular function: actin binding. Lineage: Eukaryota; Metazoa; Chordata; Actinopteri; Istiophoriformes; Xiphiidae.
UGCGCAGCGGUCCUCGACACCGACGGCGGCACACCGACGGUCGAAGGGGGAGCUCACUAGCCGCGCACGGCGUCUCGGACUGGCAGAGCUGUAUGUGGCUGCUCUUCACAUUUUGCAUUUUUAUGAGGAAUGAACUAAGGUGCUUCUUCUACUGUCUUCUCAACAUACUGCUGAUUCUUCUAUGGACACAGAUUGAGCUGCAGCGUCCAGUGCAGAUAGAAUAAAGUGAAGAGAGGAAGAUGCCAGCCCCACCUCCCCCACCACCCCCUGGGCCUCCCCCUCCUCCCACCUUUGCUGUUGCCAACACAGAGAAGCCAAAUCUAAGCCGUACAGAGCAGCACGGAAGGAGCGCUCUGUUGAGUGACAUUUCGAAAGGCACCAGAUUAAAGAAAGCUGUUACAAAUGACCGCAGUGGACCCGUAUUGGACAAACCCAAAGGAGGAGGAGGAGGAGGAGGAGGCGGGGGAGGAGGAGGAGGAGGCGGCGGGGGAGGAGGAGGUGGAGGUGGAGGGGGUUUUGGUGGCGGGGCUACUGCUGGUUUAGGAGGCCUGUUUGCAGGAGGGAUGCCUAAACUGAGGUCUGCAGCAAACAGAGACAGCAAUGACUCAGGACCCAGCCGAGGACCUGUGCUCCCCCCAGGAGGCCGCUCUUGUGGCCCCAGCCCCUUCGGUGGCAGUGGUGGCUCCACUGGCUCACCUAAAUUCCCGGGAGCCUCUGGUGGUUUCCGUAGCAACGUUCCUGAUCUUCCCAAGGGCCGCCCAAAUUUCUCAUCCAGACAAGACACUUCAGGAGGCCCCCCUCCUCCCGUACCCAACACACCUCGACCAUCCCAGACCUUCCAGUCUCGCGGAGGCCCAUCUCCGCCAUCACUCCCUGGAGGACCCAGACCCAGCCUGGCCUCUGGGCCUCCGGCUCCCAGUGUUCAACCAGGGAGACACGGACCUCUCCCUCCCCCACCAGGAGGCUCCUCAGCUGGGCCAAGACCGGGCCUCUCCAUACCCCCUCCUCCGCCCCCAAACAGCAGCCGACCACCCUUGCCGCCAGCUCCUGGAGGGAGACCCCCACUUCCAGACGAGCGACCCCCGCCACCACCAGCUCCUAUGGGAGGUCAUCGGCCAUCUAUGCCCCGCGACAUGCCCCCUCCUCCCCCCUCUGUCAACUCCAAACCCCCUUCCUCUAUCUCUUCCUCCUCAUCCCCUCGUUCCUCACCUGGUGGGGGCGUGCCUCCUCUCCCACCGGGACGACCGGGCCCUCCCCCUCUCCCACCCACCCCAGCUGGAGGGGAUGACCACAGCACCCCUCGUCUACCCCAAAGGAAUAGCUCACUCAACAGCCACGGUCCAGCUCCACCACAUGGCCGGGCAGGACCUCUCCCUCCCCCACCAAACGAGAGACCGCCAUCUCUUGGAAGGAACCAAUCCUCACCACGCACAGGGCCUCUUCCUCCCCCUCCUCCCUCAAGUCGUAGUGUGGGUGGGGGCAGUGUGAGGUCAUCGCCAGCUCCUUCCCCUAUUGGUCGGCCAGGCCCAGAUCCACCUCGUGGUGGACCUGGCGGAAGGCCUCCCCUCCCUCCGGACAGGCCAGGGACAGGAGGAGCCCCUCCUCCUCCACCACCCAUGGGUAACGGCUUCCAAAACUCUCACCAAAACCAGAUACAGGAUGAGUGGGAGUGUCGGUUCACCUUCCAUCCAGUCUCAGACCUUCCUCCACCUGAGCCCUACGUGCCCUUCCAGAAGACCUACCCCAGCAAGAUUGCUAAGACUGACGGCAGAGGUUCUGGUAAAAAGGAGAGAGGAGCUCCUCCACUUCCUCCGAUACCCAGGUGAAGAAGAGGCGGCAGCCCUCACGACACCUGGAACUACCCUCUCUGUUUCCUUCCUUGUCUCUCUACCCCUGUUGCGCUCAUUGUGCUUUGAACCGCGGCAUUUGGUUUGUUUUAUGGACUGCAACGUGUAAAGCGGACCUGAAGUACGGUUGACCAAGUAAAAGGACAGACUCAAAAUAUGGAGUUUACAUCACGUCUCUCUGUAGCAGCUGAAUGGCGAUAGUCAGAGACCAAAGCCUGUUUCUACUCCGGUACACUGUGUUCAGAUAAAAAAGAAAAAUAGACUUGUACCUCCUUAGGUACGAGAGAAAAAAAAAAGUGUUUUUUCACGUUUACAACCACGCUGUGUGUGGAAGAUGCGGUUUCGGUGGGCUUUGUUGAUCUGGUUGCUGUGAAUCAUGAAUUACUGAUGAACAGUGGUAUUUUAAUGAACCUUGAUCAGCAUUGACUUUGGUCUAUUAACUAACUAUUUCAUCAUUUGCUCACAGUCGGUUGAUAGAUUCCAUACAUUGCUUGCUAGAUAUUAUAUUUCAUCAUCCAGCUACACUUUUAGAAAAGAAUACAAAUGUUCUCUUGAAAAAUAAAAGUAGAAUGUGACAGGUAGCACAUGUGACUUUCCCACGCUGUUGACACAGCCCAGACAGCAUUUGGUAAAGCUAAAUCACCAUCUUAUGGCAAUAUUAUUGUCAACAUUGGAUUCCCAGGGUUAUGCAGCAACAGUGCAGGGCUUAUAAUGCAACCAGUUGCCUUCCUCAAGUGUGUUAAUAAGCUGUCUCUCUCUGUUUUGUUUUUGUACCAGUGUUCCCCUUGUGCCUUUUUCUAUUCAGGAUUGUACUUUAAGGCUGCUUAAAAAAGAGUUAAGGGAAUUAGCCUAUUGUGCCUUAAAUUAUGUAUGUGUGUUUCUUCAGCUGGGUUGGAUGACCUCUGCCCGACGUAAAUGUAAAAACAGAGGCAGUAUAGCAGCUCGAUUGCCACGUCAUCUAGAAUAUUUAGCAUAGCAAAGUGGCUCAAUUACAGUAUCAAUGCAUAGACAAACAUGGAACCAAGCUAAAAAUGGCCACAACCUCCUGCCAUCGCUGCAUAAAAGAUCAGGGGAAACGCGGGUGUUUAAUUCGCCAAAGCCACAUGUGCCUCCACGGUAUGUUCAUUUACAUCUAUGUGUUUCUGUUGGAACCACUGAAUGGUACUUUUCCUUUGAUUGUUUCAUGUGAUGUGAGCAUGCAUUGAUGUUUAUGAUUUUGAUGUUUUAAAGGAUAUUGUAUGGGUUCAUUGCAGCAUUGGUUUACAAUUGAACUGAUUAUAAUUUUUGCUGUUUUGUUAAAAGCUGCCUUGACUUAUUAUGGAGGAUCUGAGUAUGUACCUGUAUGAUUUAAUCAAGUGGUAUUGAAGGACUGUAUUAUUUUAAGUUAUGUUUCAGAACUGUGCAGUAUUAUGUUUUGGCAUCACCCAGCACUGCUUUGAAUGGUCUUUUGUAUACGUGAUGUAUUAUUAUCAUGUGUUGGUCAAAGGAACAUUUUUCUCUAAGACAAUCAUACAGAAGCAAAUCUAUUUACAUCAAUAAAUAAAAUGCUUAAUGUUCUCUACCUGGGGUGAAAUUUGCUUUUAUUGGAGUAUACGUUGUAAGUAAGUGGAUAUUCCUACACAAAGGACGAUCAUUUGAUUGCAAGCAAGCGCAGUGAGUUGCAGUGACAGCAUCCAGAUGAGGUGACUGGUUUUGUAUUUUCAGAUAAGCAAUAUGCAUCAUUUACAUGUUUUU